Cynara cardunculus var. scolymus (artichoke) is the source of this 1063-nucleotide messenger RNA. RefSeq names its product abscisic acid receptor PYL9. The transcript is spliced from 3 exons. NCBI's taxonomy places the organism in Eukaryota, Viridiplantae, Streptophyta, Magnoliopsida, Asterales, Asteraceae. The record is from RefSeq and is a predicted model, not a curated record. Gene Ontology annotation, molecular function: signaling receptor activity; abscisic acid binding; protein phosphatase inhibitor activity. Gene Ontology annotation, cellular component: cytoplasm; nucleus. Gene Ontology annotation, biological process: abscisic acid-activated signaling pathway. Bases 268 to 798 code for a protein of 176 amino acids.
AGGGUGCUUGUAUUCAUGGAGCUUCUCUUGAAAACAGUACCCCAAAUGGCCCGAAUCACUUUAUAUUAUUUUCUUUGUCGGUAGUGGGGUUCUUCCUCCGAUUAGAUGGUUUGUUUCUUUCUCAUCUCAAUAAAUUAUAAAAUACACGCCAAUUUCCAUCACAAAUUCAUCCCCCAAAAACCAUAAAAAACACGAUUUCUGGUCGUUAAUUUUUUAUUGGAAUCAGUUUUUUUGGAUCGAAGAACUGAAUCGAAGUUGAAUUUAAAAAUGGAGGCAGCUCACUACAUAAGAAGAUACCACCGGCAUAACCUUGACCGGAAACAGUGCGCUUCCGCCGUCGUCAAACACGUCAAAGCUCCCGUCGAUAUCGUUUGGUCAUUAGUUAGGAGGUUUGAUCAACCUCAAAAGUACAAACCCUUUGUGAGCAGGUGCACUAUGCUUGGGGAUCUUAAUAUAGGGAGUGUUAGAGAGGUGAAUGUCAAGUCGGGGCUUCCGGCGACAACGAGCACCGAGAGAUUGGAACUUCUCGAUGACAAGGAACACAUCCUCGGCAUCAAAAUUGUCGGUGGCGACCAUAGGCUCAGGAACUAUUCUUCAAUCCUCACCGUCCAUCCGGAGGUAACCGACGGUAGAUCCGGGACGUUAGUCAUAGAAUCAUUCGUGGUGGACAUACCCGAUGGCAACACCAAAGAUGACACAUGCUACUUUGUAAAAGCGCUAAUAAACUGCAACCUUAAAUCUCUUUCCGAUGUUUCGGAAAGGAUGGCCGUCCAGGAUCAGCGUGGACGCCUCACUUAACCAUCCAUACUCUCGGCAUCAGACGUGAAAAGACGAGAAUGCCCUCUCACGGUGUUCCGGGUUAGUGUCUAGUUUCUUGUCCUUUUCCAUGAAUUAAACCUUGUGGUUGAUAUGUGGGUUUGGUUUCAAGUUGUUGUGGAAUAUGUGGUGUAAAUAUAGGAGUAAGCAGCUCAUUGUUUGCAGCCAGGAUGGCUCAUGGUUUGCAAACAUUUGGUAGCGGUUCAUAUGUUUCGGUGUUAAUAAACAAUAUGUAGUUUUGGUCUUU